Heteronotia binoei (common prickly gecko) is the source of this 1933-nucleotide messenger RNA. It is a transcript of the gene DOK6, whose product is annotated as docking protein 6. Gene Ontology annotation, cellular component: cytoplasm. The transcript has 8 exons. NCBI's taxonomy places the organism in Eukaryota, Metazoa, Chordata, Lepidosauria, Squamata, Gekkonidae. Gene Ontology annotation, biological process: cell surface receptor protein tyrosine kinase signaling pathway; positive regulation of MAPK cascade. The coding region runs from base 183 to 1178 and encodes 331 amino acids. The record is from RefSeq and is a predicted model, not a curated record.
GUGGGCGGACUGCAUUGGGAGGUGGGUGCCCGGCACGCGCCAAAGGACUCGCUCAGCCGCCGCUUGGAUGCCAGAGGCUUCUCGGGAGCCGGCGGCCACAGGCGCUCCGGAGGAGGCAGGAGGAGAAGAAGGGGACGAGGCUGGGCGCUGAGCGGGGGCGUCGCAGCCGGCCGGCCCUGGCCAUGGCCUCCAACUUUAACGACAUCGUCAAGCAAGGCUAUGUGAAAAUCCGCAGCAGGAAGCUGGGGAUUUUCAGAAGAUGUUGGUUGGUUUUCAAGAAGGCUUCUAGUAAAGGUCCUAGAAGGCUAGAAAAAUUUCCUGAUGAGAAGGCAGCAUAUUUCAGAAAUUUUCAUAAGGUAACUGAGUUGCACAACAUCAAAAAUAUAACUAGACUGCCUCGAGAGACAAAGAAGCAUGCAGUGGCAAUUAUCUUCCACGAUGAGACGUCAAAGACAUUUGCCUGUGAGUCAGAGCUUGAAGCGGAGGAGUGGUGCAAACAUUUAUGUAUAGAAUGUUUAGGAACCAGACUUAAUGAUAUAAGUCUUGGUGAACCUGAUCUACUUGCUGCUGGAGUUCAGCGAGAGCAAAAUGAGCGAUUCAACGUAUACCUUAUGCCUACACCAAAUUUAGAUAUCUAUGGGGAAUGUACAAUGCAGAUCACACAUGAAAACAUUUAUCUCUGGGAUAUCCACAACGCUAAGGUGAAGCUUGUCAUGUGGCCUCUAAGUUCUCUAAGGAGAUAUGGGCGAGACUCGACAUGGUUCACGUUUGAAUCUGGAAGGAUGUGUGACACAGGAGAAGGGCUGUUCACCUUUCAGACAAGGGAAGGGGAGAUGAUCUAUCAGAAGGUCCAUUCUGCAACACUGGCAAUAGCUGAGCAACAUGAAAGACUGGUGAUGGAGAUGGAACAGAAAGCACGGCUUCAGACCAGUUUGACUGAACCAAUGACGUUACCAAAAUCAAUCUCACUUCCUCGCAGUGCAUACUGGCAUCACAUCACUCGACAGAAUAGCAUGGGAGAAAUCUACAGUUUACAAGGUCAUAGUCUUGGCUCAACAAAGGUUUCUCGUGCACAGACAUUUCCCAGCUACACCUCAGAGCAGAGCGAGGAGCAUGAGCAACACCUCUCACUGUCUAGCAGUUAUGGAUUCAGCUACAGCUCAGGCCUUCUCCAAUGACACACAGACAGUGUCUGACUUGAGAAACAGUCUAGCGUGGAACCUGCUUGUGAGGCCCAGGAGCCGCUUGUCCCUUCCUUGACAUCCACAGACAAGAAACGGUAGUGAAAAUGAAGGGUGCAAGUCUCCAGGCUGGUGCUGGUGAAGAAGAAAGCUUGGAUCGCUGCUUCCCCAGGGCAGAAUCUAAGUAUUAUUUAUUUAAAUUUUAUAUUGGCUUUUUUGUCCAUGUUUUAGAAAAAAGAAAUGAUUUCUCUCUGGAAUCUUGAAGGUGUGUAGUUGAGGUUUUUGCAUGCCUCAAAUACUACCUGCUCUGGCGAGCAAAGUGUAUGUGUGUGGGGGAGAGGAGGACAGUAUAAUAUGUUGUCAGUGUGCAGCUCUUGCCAAUCAACUCUGUUGUCAAAUUUGCUCAUCCACAACAGAAAGCACCCUUACUCUAGGUAUCAGCCCUCCAAAUGGGUCAUCAUUACGCAGAUGUUGCUCAAUGAACAAACCUUUCUAAAGGGUACUUCCCAAAUUCGCAAAUGUAAACCUACCACCAGUUACACACAAUUCAGUCCCAGUGUCUUGAAUGUGAUCUACGCAUGAGUAAUUUUAGGACUGUAACCUAACAUUGCAUCCAUGAAAUGGAGCCAGGGACUCCUCAUCAGAGUCUCAAAAAUACAGUAAAAACAUGUGAUAGAGGAGUCAUUAGAUACUUCCAGUGGGGUGGCAUGGCAGUGCUUAAUAGCUUUCAGUAAUAGAUUGUGUUGUAUAUU